This is a messenger RNA of Arachis duranensis, 1370 nucleotides long. Its product is annotated as formin-like protein 4. NCBI's taxonomy places the organism in Eukaryota, Viridiplantae, Streptophyta, Magnoliopsida, Fabales, Fabaceae. The transcript is spliced from 2 exons. The coding region runs from base 1 to 1302 and encodes 433 amino acids. Gene Ontology annotation, molecular function: actin filament binding. Gene Ontology annotation, biological process: actin nucleation; actin cytoskeleton organization. The record is from RefSeq and is a predicted model, not a curated record.
AUGUCAUCAGAGGUUGAUGAUGAGCUCAUGGAAACACUCUUUGGUUAUUCAACCACCAACAAAACUCAAGAAAGAAGCAAAAAUGUCUCAACUUUGACAAAGUCUAACUCCAACACACCAACUCAAAUAUUCAUUUUGGAGCCAAGAAAAUCCCAAAACACUGCAAUUGUUCUAAGAUCACUUGCCACCUCUCGCAGGACUAUCUUGGAAGCACUACUUGACGGCCAAGGACUAAGCCUAGAGACGCUCGAAAAGCUCACCAAAAUAGCUCCCACACAAGAAGAAGAAUCCAAGAUCAUGCAGUUCAAUGGCAACCCUGAAAAGCUUGCAGACGCCGAGUCUUUCCUCUACCACAUCCUCAAAGCGGUUCCAACCACAUUCCAUCGUCUCAAAGCCAUGCUUUUCAGGUAUACUUAUGACUAUGAAGUUCUUCAACUGAAAGAAUAUUUGCAAGCACUCGAAAUGGGUUGCCGGGAACUGAGAACUAGUGCUUUGUUCCUGAAGCUUCUUGAGGCAAUUCUCAAAGCUGGGAACAGAAUGAAUGCGGGAACAUCAAGAGGGAAUGCAAAAGCAUUCAAUUUGAGUGCUCUUAAAAAACUCUCUGAUGUGAAAAGCACAGAUGGAAAGACUAGUUUGCUUCACUUCAUAGUGGAACAAGUGGUUCAAUCAGAAGGUAAAAGAAAAGCUAUGUACCAAAGAAUCAAUGGCGAAAAAGAACACAUAAUGCUUGGUUUUGCAGCCCUGGAUGGGUUAAGAGAUGAGGUAUCUGAAGCAAAGAAAGCAGCGAGUAUAGAGUAUCAAACUUUUAUCACAAUGUAUUCCAAUCUCAAUUCUCAUGUUAUUGAAAUCAAGGAGAUUGUAACAAAAUGUUGUGGCAGCAGCAACACUAGCGUUGAUGGGUGUGGUGGGUUUUUAAAGGAAAUGAAAGGGUUCAUAGAGGAAUGCGAGGAAGAGCUUAAGGUUGUGAAAGAAGAGCAAACAAGGAUCAUGGAUCUUGUGAGGAAAACUAAUGGUUAUUAUCUACCAGGAACAUUUUUAUCUAAAGAUAACGGCAAUUUGACGAACCCCUUUGAAUUGUUUGUGAUUGUGAAAGAUUUUGUUGAUAUGGUGGAUCAGGCUUGUGUGGAGCUUAAAAAGAAGAUGGAAAAGAAGGGUGUUGUAGGAACAGCAGAAGGUGGAUUGGAACCACUACCUUUGUCUCCUUCAAAGAGGGUACCAACUAGAUUUCCCAACUUUGAUUUAUAUUUUUCGUCAAAUGUGUUGGAAUCUACUUCCUUCAGCCAAUCAGAAGAUGAUUCCUGAAGCGUGUUUUUAUGCACUUGUUUGUCUCCUUUACAUAAUAUCCUGUUAGACACAAAUGCCAUUAUACG